This is a messenger RNA of Vombatus ursinus (common wombat), 942 nucleotides long. RefSeq names its product zinc finger protein 829-like. NCBI's taxonomy places the organism in Eukaryota, Metazoa, Chordata, Mammalia, Diprotodontia, Vombatidae. Gene Ontology annotation, biological process: negative regulation of transcription by RNA polymerase II. The record is from RefSeq and is a predicted model, not a curated record. The transcript is spliced from 4 exons. Gene Ontology annotation, molecular function: DNA-binding transcription repressor activity, RNA polymerase II-specific.
AUGGGUUUGCCAUUUCAGGCACCAGUGACAUUUGAGGAUGUGGCUGUGAACUUCACCCGAGAGAAGUGGAAGUGCCUGGGGCCUACUCUGAGAGCCCUCUACAAGGAUGUAAUGCUGGAGAAUUAUAGGAACCUGGUCUCCCUGGGACAUGAAGUUUCCAAACCCAAUGUGAUCUCCCAAUUGGAGCAAGGAAAAGAGCCCUGGAUGGUGAAGAGAAAAACUCUAGGAAUAAGUGUGAGUCAGAGUUCAGACCUUGUUACACAGCAAAAAGUCCCUAAAGGAGAGAGUGAUGAUAAAUGUGAUACAAGUGGAAAGAGGCUCAAAUAUCAUUCAGACACAAUUAAAUCAAAGAAAAUUCGUUCAGAGAAGAAGCCAUAUGAAUGUAAGGAAUGUGGGAAAGCCUUCAGAUCGUGUGCAGAAUUCACUCAACAUCACAGAAUUCAUACUGGAGAGAAACCCUUUGAAUGUAAGGUAUGUGGAAAAGCCUUCAGAUGGUGUACAGACCUCACUCAACAUCAGAGAGUUCAUACUGGAGAGAAACCCUAUGAAUGUAACAAAUGUGGGAAAACCUUCAGAUGGAGUACAGAUCUCACUCAACAUCAGAGAACUCAUACUGGAGAAAAACCCUACAAAUGUAAUGAAUGUGGCAAAUCCUUUAGUCAAAGUACAAAUCUUACUAGACAUCAGAGAAUACAUACUGGAGAGAAACCCCUUAAAUGCAUUAAAUAGAAACCAUAUGAAUGUAACCAAUGUGGGAAAGCCUUCAGGUGGCAUAUAGAUCUUACUCAACAUCGAAAAAUUCAUACUGGUGAGAAGCCCUAUGAAUGUAAAGACUGUGGGAAAGCCUUCAGUCAGAGCACAAACCUUACUCAACAUCAGAGGAUCCAUAUUGGAAAAAAAAAUUUUAGUAGCCAAAUAAAAAAAUCGUCAGAUGAAGCAUAG